Molecule: messenger RNA, 219 nt
Organism: Diaporthe citri
Lineage: Eukaryota; Fungi; Ascomycota; Sordariomycetes; Diaporthales; Diaporthaceae
Exons: 2
Coding region: 1-219 (72 amino acids)
Source: RefSeq, a predicted model, not a curated record
AUGAAGUGUGGUGACAACGAGGAAGACCAGGGCGAGGGUUGGUUCAAGAAAAGGAGGAUGGUAAAGGAUCUCGGCCACGAGCAUUAUCCGAAGCUACACCACUCAAGCCUGAGUAGGAAUCAAGACCUGACGAACCCCACAACAUCGAGUAAGAUGUCAACAACGGUCAACCGCUCUAUACGGAAGAUCGCCGACGAGCCGACGGGGAGGCUUGGCUAG